This is a messenger RNA of Sarcophilus harrisii (Tasmanian devil), 3607 nucleotides long. RefSeq names its product ADP ribosylation factor interacting protein 1 (gene ARFIP1). Gene Ontology annotation, biological process: intracellular protein transport; regulation of Arp2/3 complex-mediated actin nucleation. Bases 976 to 1878 code for a protein of 300 amino acids. Gene Ontology annotation, cellular component: trans-Golgi network membrane. Gene Ontology annotation, molecular function: phospholipid binding; protein domain specific binding. Lineage: Eukaryota; Metazoa; Chordata; Mammalia; Dasyuromorphia; Dasyuridae. The transcript is spliced from 8 exons. The record is from RefSeq and is a predicted model, not a curated record.
GGCUCUCAAAUAGGUAGCCUGGAGGUUAUUAUGGAGAGUAUUCAAGUUUAAAAAAAAGUUUUUUAAUUCAUUGACUCAUUUUGGCCAUCUUUAUACUUCUCUAGGUUUGAUUCCUCUUGUUAGAUAGGUAUAGAAUAAUUGACUAUAGAACAGUUUUGAAUGAUGUUAACAUUCAAAUAGGUUGUAAAGCCUGAAACAGGAAGAAAGCUCAUCUAACACUAGUCAAGAUAAAUUGACACUGGAAUACAUUGGUAGCCAUUGAUACCAGUGUAUAAAGAGAAUUCAAGGGUCAAUUCUUAAGCCUAAGUAUUGGUUAUAAAAGCAAUAAUUAGACAAAAUAUGGUGUUUGGCACAUCAAAGAGCUGAAAUGCAGCAAAUCUUAUUGUGUUGAGAUAGUUCAUAAUAUUUCCUCUUAAGAAUUCUAGUUAGUGGCAAAGAACAUUACCCCCAACAUCAGUAAUAUCAACCCAGAUUCCAUCAUGAGUGAAGAAAAUGAGUAGACAUUUUUAUUUGUGUUACAUAAAACCUCAAAUUGCAAAAAGUAAAAUAAUAAAAAUAAAAAGUUUUAUUUUCCAGUCAUUGGCUAAAUGGGAAGUAAUUCCACCUGCUUCACUUUCCUCAGACUUUUUAAAAGCUUAGCUUAAAUCUUUAAGAAAACUGCAUAGAACUUUUUGACCUCAUAGCAUACAACUGAAAUAAAUGCUAUUAUGAUGUCUAUCCCAAGUGUCAGGGCCCCAGUUUGUAAGUGGUUCUUGUGAUGUCCUCUCUCCCUUACUAUACUCUUCAUCAUCUCCAGCAUAAUACUUUGCAUGUAAUAGGUUCAGUAUUGGCAUUUUGCUGUCAGUGUUGGAUUUGAAGCGUUCAUUACCAGCUGGACUCGGUCUAUCAGAAACCCAAAUUACAUCUCAUGGCUUUGACAAUACCAAAGAGGGGGUCAUCGAAGCAGGACCAUUUCAAGGUUCCCCAGCACCAUCUAUGUCUUCUGUUAUAUCUCCUAGCAAUGCUGCAGCUAGCAGACUGGCUGAACAAGGAAGGGAUUUAAUUGGUCCUGCAGGUGGCCAAAGAAUACAGCAAAAAAGUGGACCAGUUAUUUUAGCAGAUGAAACAAAAAAUCCUGCAAUGGAGAAAUUAGAGCUUGUAAAAAAAUGGAGCCUAAACACCUAUAAGUGUACUCGUCAAAUUAUCUCUGAGAAGUUGGGUCGUGGCUCAAGAACAGUGGACCUUGAACUAGAAGCUCAGAUUGAUAUAUUAAGAGAAAAUAAGAGAAAAUAUGAAAACAUAUUGAAACUGGCUCAGACACUGUCCUCCCAGCUCUUCCAGAUGAUACACACUCAGAGGCAACUCGGAGAUGCUUUUGCUGACCUGAGUUUGAAGUCCCUGGAACUCCAUGAAGAAUUUGGCUACAAUGCAGAUACCCAGAAACUGCUGGCUAAAAAUGGAGAAACUCUUCUUGGAGCUAUUAAUUUUUUUAUUGCAAGUGUGAAUACUUUGGUGAGCAAAACAAUAGAAGACACAUUAAUGACUGUGAAACAAUAUGAAAGUGUCAGGAUUGAAUAUGAUGCAUACCGGACUGAUUUAGAAGAAUUGAAUCUUGGACCACGUGAUGCAAACACUCUGCCAAAAAUUGAGCAGUCACAGCAUCUGUUCCAAGCACAUAAAGAAAAAUAUGAUAAAAUACGCAAUGAUGUAUCUAUCAAAUUGAAAUUUCUAGAAGAAAAUAAGGUUAAAGUAUUGCACAAUCAGCUAGUUCUUUUCCACAAUGCCAUCACAGCUUACUUUGCUGGGAAUCAGAAGCAGCUUGAACAGACACUCAAACAGUUCCACAUCAAAUUGAAAACUCCUGGAAUGGAUGCCCCAUCCUGGCUUGAAGAACAGUAAUCAGAUCUGGGGAGGGGAAAAAAGAGACCCCAUUUCAUCUGAGAACCCAAUAAGAAUUAAAAGGGGGGGUGGGGAGGAAAAAGGGGGAAAGGACCCUUAAUGUUGAUUCUUGCACAAACAGCUUUAAUUUUUCCCUUUUAAUAUUUUAACAAUUGAACUGUUCAAAUUAAUGGGAAGAUGGGGUGACUAAUAUAAACAUAAUUUCUGUAAUCCAAACGAUAGCUUUUCUUUUGAAGAACUUCUUUUGUAUUGUAAGGGUUGUUGGCUAUUUCUAUAAUUUGAAAACAUCUAAAAUAGCUUUGCACUGACAAGAUACAAAUUUGUGGUUUCUGGUCCUCAAAAUGUGGGCCGGUAUGACUUUUCCAAAGGGAGGUAGGUUUACAUGAUUUGUAUCAACAUCUAAUAUUUUAUAUAUGAAUAUAUUAAACAUCUUUAAAAGAUUCUUUUCCAUGUAUUAUUUUAAAGAAGAGAGUAAUACUAUUUUACAGAAUAAAAUUAUAGGGCAUUUCUACAGCAUCCAAAUAGAGGAAGUAGCUGUAAUAAAUGAUUGAUUAACUUAAGGAAUCACAACAGAUCCCUUCUUUAAUGAUGAAGUACUGCUAGAAGUUUGUUUUAAAAAUUGUGAACAAAUAAGAAUUAUAACUGUCUUGUCCAAGAAGCUUCCAAAAUCACAGUUGUAUUAUUAUUAUUAUUAUUAUUAUAUAAAGACUUUGGGUGGUUCUUACUAGCAGUUUCAUUUUUUUACUAAAAACUGAAACCUGCUUGUUUUAAGAGACCACCCCACAUGCCAUUUGGUUGAUCUUGGGCAUUUUGACAGGUUAACUGGAAUACAAGUUGUGGGUCAUUUCUAGUCCAAAAAUCUGUGAUAGAAAACUUUUUAGGCAGUGUUGCCCUUUCAAUAAAGUAGAUUCCUAGACAGAUUUCACUGUAAUAAUGCCGUACUAGCCUUAAAUCACGGAGAAGUGCCUUCUUAGAUACAAUAAUUCUCUUUGAACCAGUGUAUAUAAUCCACAGGGUAGCCCCUUCCAAAUAAUGUUUGCUGUGUCUGUCUCUAGCAGAGGGGCUCUGUAGAAAUUUUUAAUUUCUUUGUACUCAAUAAAACCAAGUUUAAAGUUUAUGGGAAAAUCACUUUUUAAAACGUGAUUCCUUUUGAGGAAUAGUAAGUGGAAGGGCCUUUUUUUUUCCCUUUUUGAUAGGGGGAGGGAGUUGGCUAGUAGGAGGAAGGAAAGAGAUGGAAAGCCAGUAAUCUCUUAGUUGCUGGUCAGUGUUGACUUCUUGUAAGUGAUCUGUCUUGUUUUCCUUCAUCUGUAGUAUAAUCCUUAUUAAAUGUAAAUUUUCUGUUAAUUUUUUUAUCAUAGACAUUAUAAAUUAAUAUUAUUUUGAGAGGUGUCUCUUGCAGAUGUUCAUUUAUUUUGUGUUGAAAUGAAGUACUCAAAAAUUGCUGUUAUUUACAACUACGUCAACUAUAUGGUUUGUUAUAUAUGUGCAAAUGCCUUCCAGCUGAGAGGCAUUUUGAGUUAUUAUGCUGGUUUUCAAUGCCUAACACGAUAUAACGUGACUAUAAACCACAACCCUAUUUUAAAUCAUUCCUUACUCUAUAUUUGUAUUCUGACAGAGCCUUAGUUUAUUCUUCUGGCACAGUUUUUUUCUUGUGAUAAUAGUUCAUUUACAUUCCCCAGAAUGUGCCUCCAUUGUGAAUUUUGUAUUCUUAUUAAAGAUGUUUACUGCA